AUGAUAGACACAAUUCCUUCAAAAGUUAUUAAUUGGAGCAUUCUUAAUGAAAUAAUAUCAAUGGAUGAAGAUGAUCCAGAAUUUUCUAAAAGUUUAAUUACACAAUAUAUUGAUCAAGCAACCACUACUUUUCAUCAGAUGGAUGAUCAUUUAAAUGGGGACAAGGACUUGAAGGAGUUGGACAAUUUAGGACAUUUUUUAAAAGGAUCCUCUGCAGCUCUAGGUUUGCAAAGAAUUGCUUGGGUGUGUGAAAGAAUCCAAAAUUUGGGUAGAAAGGCAGAAGAUUCAUUUCCUAAAAAAUCAGAACUUUUGAAGACAUUACCAUCUACAAUUACAGUUGAGGACAAAGAUAAAUGUGUGGAUAAUUCUUCUGAAUCAGAUAACAAAGAAACAGAUACUUCUGGGGAUGAGUUAUAUCUGAAUCUAAUCAGCCAGGCUUUAAUUCAAGCUAGGAUUGAGUUUAAACUGGCGAGAAAAGAGUUAUCAGCGUAUUAUAAAACUGAACUUUAG
Messenger RNA from Arxiozyma heterogenica, 510 nucleotides. It is a transcript of the gene YPD1, whose product is annotated as Ypd1p. The transcript has a single exon. The record is from RefSeq and is a predicted model, not a curated record. Gene Ontology annotation, cellular component: cytoplasm; nucleus. Gene Ontology annotation, biological process: phosphorylation; phosphorelay signal transduction system. NCBI's taxonomy places the organism in Eukaryota, Fungi, Ascomycota, Saccharomycetes, Saccharomycetales, Saccharomycetaceae. The coding region runs from base 1 to 510 and encodes 169 amino acids. Gene Ontology annotation, molecular function: histidine phosphotransfer kinase activity; protein histidine kinase binding.